AUGGGUCUACUGAGUUCUAAAAACCCACAAACCAAGCAAGCCCGGAUUCUUCUUCUAGGACUUGACUCAGCUGGGAAGUCUACCCUCCUUUACAAAUUGAAGCUUGCUAAGGAUAUCACGACCAUCCCAACAAUAGGUUUCAACGUGGAGAUGAUCGAGUUGGAAAAGAGUCUUUCGCUCACGGUCUGGGAUAUUGGAGGACAGGAGAAAAUGAGAACCGUGUGGGAGCACUACUGUGAGAACACUGAUGGGCUGAUGUAUGUUGUGGAUAGUACAGACAAACAGCGGCUGGAAGACUCCAGGAGAGAGCUGAAGCACAUUUUGAAGAAUGAGCACAUUAAAAAUGUGCCUAUUGUCCUAUUAGCCAACAAACAAGAUGUGCCUGGAGCUCUGUCUGCUGAGGACAUCACUAGAAUAUUCAGAGUGAAGAAGCUGUGCAGUGACAGGAACUGGUAUGUGCAGCCCUGCUGUGCCAUCAGUGGGGACGGGCUGAUGGAGGGGUUCAGGAAACUGACCGGAUUUGUGAAAAGCCACAUGAAAUCAAGAGGAGACACCUUGGCAUUCUUCAAGCAGAACUGAGGUCCAAACAACGAAAGAGUUAGUGGUGAAGUUGAAAGGGUAAUUUUCUUUUUCAAUGCCAAGUGAGAAAAGCAAGUUGCUGAGUUAGCAAACUUUUCCUAAGAUAUGUUAUUUCACCUAAAUUCAGCUAACCAACUUAGCAAAUAUUAUUUUUGGCCAGGCACGUUAGUAAACUUUGUGGUUAAUGAUAAAUUGAGAAUGAAAAUUUUAUAAUUUUGUGCAUGUUGGAUGAAUCAUAAUAAUCAUGUUUGGGACCAAAUAAAUUAUUGUUUUAUUAUUUUUAUAUGACUACUAGAACAAAGUUUAAGUAAAAUGCUGAUAGGUUCAGAAUUCUUUCAGAUGGUUUCCAGUUGUUACAGUCUUGAAUCUCCACCAUGCUCCUAUGGAAUAGCGAGUAAAAAAAUGAACUUUAAAUUAUGGAAAGGAAAAAGUUUGAUGUUAACAUUUUGUAAAUCUCUAUGCCCUAAAUAAAGUUUUGUUUUGUUUUGUUUUCCUGAAUUCCUACCAACCUCUUGAAAUCUAUUGCCAGGAUCUUCCUACAGUGAGUUAAACAAUGAACUCCAGGCUGGUAAUUGCCCACUAGCACAGGGAGAAGUUUACAUCUUAAGGCUCUGGGGAUCAGGGAAGCUAGCACCUUAGAGUUUAGGACAAGGCCUGGGUUUAUCGCUCAGCUCGAGCCUAUAGCUCCAAGACUGGU
Panthera uncia (snow leopard) is the source of this 1276-nucleotide messenger RNA. It is a transcript of the gene ARL14, whose product is annotated as ADP ribosylation factor like GTPase 14. The transcript has a single exon. Gene Ontology annotation, biological process: vesicle-mediated transport; intracellular protein transport. Gene Ontology annotation, cellular component: cytoplasm. Gene Ontology annotation, molecular function: GTPase activity; GTP binding. The record is from RefSeq and is a predicted model, not a curated record. The coding region runs from base 1 to 579 and encodes 192 amino acids. NCBI's taxonomy places the organism in Eukaryota, Metazoa, Chordata, Mammalia, Carnivora, Felidae.